GCCAUGGAACAGUGGUUUUUUUUCUCUGUUCUUUACAUUGCAUUUUGCCUUAACUCUUUGCUUGUUAGAUUCUGGAGAGAAUGUGAGUUUAAGCAGAGAGAAUCCAGAUAUUUAGAUUGUGAUGAUUGCAGAGAAGCAGAUAAUGAGGGGUAGCGAGGAGGACAAUGGAGCUCAGAGGGAUGGGCCCUUUAAAGCCUGCAACAGUAAUGAGUACCACAGUGCCACUGCACCAAGGAUAUACUUUUUUAUGGAGAAACAAAAAGAACCAAUGAUUUCAUGUGAUCUUUGCAUUGGAUUGGAAUAGCUUGCUUUGGGUCUCUGGAGAAAGCCUACGUGCAGGGUCAUACCAACCCACUUGAUAUUUUGAAAAGGGUUUGUUGAAGAAAACGUCCCAUUCUCAGCGGUUUGUCCCUUGAUAGAUAAUAGAUGAAUGCAAGGUCAAUGGACUUCAUGAUUGAUGAUUUGGUGAUCAAUAUGAUGUGUCUACCGCAAGCAAAUUAGAGGGCUUAAUCUCCUUUCUUCCCUGGAUCUUGGCAAAGGAGCUCCGAAUAGAGUUCAACUCAAGCAGAUUUUUCUGAGACAAUACUGGCUUUACGGGCAAUUGUGGACUAGGAACCUUGUAUGAGGAGCUCUUUAUGCUCAGAUGCAUGUAGCCUCCUGGCCCUCUAGUAUGAUGGAGAAUGAUAUGCUUAGCCUUCCACAAACCGUUGCAAGUCGAAAUGCAGUUGUUUUUGACGGAAUGCCAUCUCAGAUGAUGUCAUACUCAGUAGCUGAAUCCAACGCUAAUAACCUUAACCACCAAGACCAGAUGCUGUCUGGAUUUCCUGUGCUUUCAACAUUGCAAGGAGAACAUGUCAUGGAUCUCCAUGGCAAUGUUCACAUCAUUGAUCGAGCGAGGCUCCUUGAUUCUAACUCAUCGGUGACAUCUCUUGGGAGGAACCUUGAGAGAGAUAAUUCACUUGGCAGUUCACGAUCAACACAUAAUGUUGAGUUCCAAGAGCAAUUCAUGGGUGGAAUGCCUAUCUCUUCUUCAAUUGCCUCCUUUUCAGGUGCAAGGAGUGGUCUCCAAGAAAACCUAAACGAUUCAAUCCACCCCUUGAAUUUUAGGACUUCAAAUGGAUGCUCUACUGAUAUAAAUUCUUCACCAGUCACUCCUAUGAACUGUGGGUUUGCUGAGGCAUCCGGUAAUAUGAAUGAGAAGUGGGGUUUUGAGAAGUCCCCUGCUCUUCUAGAGCUUGGUGGAAAAACUCUUGUGAGAACAGCUUUUCAACCAUAUCCUUCCAUGGUAUGUAUAGGUCCAAAUGGUUGGAUAUCAUCAAAUGGAGCAAAUGGAAACAUCGCUUAUUCCUAUGGUUCCUCCAAAACUAGUAGUGAGCUUUCACUAAGUCUUGUUACAUCUGAUCCUGCUGUUAUUACUAAGACAAAUGUCCCUGAUCAAUCCUUCAAGAUAAACUGUUCUGAUGCAACCCAACAUUGCUUAAAUGGAACAAGGUUGGCUGUCGAUUAUACUUCUUCCAACUGGAAGGAGCCUUCCAUGAGUUAUGGUUCCUUUAGACAGGAACAAGUCUCCCAUUUAAUAUCAGGGUCAAGAUAUCUUCACGCCAUUCAGGAAAUACUUGUUCAAAUUGCAAGCUAUUCUCAUGGAAAUCUAGACCAGAUGAGUUAUUCAACUGGGGUCAGAACCAGGGCAAAUCAGCCAUUCUCAUCAGGUCACCCUGCUGUGAGAGGAAUGUCAAUUAUGGAUUUUGAUGAACUUCAUGACUUGGACGGUAAUUUUGAGGUUCAAUUGGAGCCAGCAUUUGAAAAAGGGGCAGCUGAAGCUAGGAAAACCCAACUAUUAACCUUACUUCAAGAGGUUGAUGACAGAUACAACCAAUGCUUUGAUGAAAUCCACACAGUCGUAUCUGCUUUCCAUGCUGCAACUGAACUGGACCCUAAAGGCCAUGCUCGUUUUGCACUACAGACAAUCUCUUUCUUGUAUAAGAACCUAAGGGAGAGGAUCAGCAACCAAAUUCUAGCUAUGGGAGCAAGUUUUCACAGUGGAGGUACAAAGGGAAAGGAAAGAUCUUUCCAAAACUCAUUCAUCCAGCAGCAAUGGGCUCUACAGCUUAAGAAAAAAGAGUAUCAAUUAUGGAGACCACCCCAGAGAGGAUUACCUGAAAAAUCAGUCUCAAUUUUACGGGCAUGGAUGUUUCAAAAUUUCCUUCAUCCGUACCCAAAAGAUACAGAGAAACAUUUACUUGCAGUGAAAAGCGGAUUGACAAGAAGCCAGGUCUCGAAUUGGUUCAUAAAUGCCCGUGUUCGUCUGUGGAAACCUAUGAUAGAGGAAAUGCACUCAGAGAUGAACAAGAGAAAGGCCAAGGAAAAUGCGGAGGGAACGGACAAGUUGAGAAGCCAGGUGAGCAUUAACAAUUAAAGAUUCAAAUAAUGUCAAUUGCAGCUAAAGGAAGGAAGAAACUACGAGCAUUUUUGCCACAAGCGGCAAUCAAGAGAGGAUUUUGGAGGAAACAGAACCGCAUCCUUAUCAAGGUUGCAAAUGUAUAUAAUGCUCCUUAUAGUUGGGAAAUUAAAGGCUGCAAAUGUGUUGGUAAUUAUCUCAGUGCUCUAGUAGUUUGUUUAUUUAUUUAUUUUAAAUUUUUUAAGAUAAUUUUGGGCAACUAUAAUUGUUUGAAACUGCCCUACAAGUUCUUAAGGAAGAUGCAAAAAGUACACACCUAAGCUACCACCGGCAUGGACAAGUCCUUUAGAGUUUAAUGGUUUGUCCUCAGAGUUGGUCGAGAGUUCAAUUUUCACCAACCACUUGAAUAUUUGCAUUCAAUUUUCACCAACCACUUGAAUAUUUGCAUUUAAUAGGUCAUUGAAAGCUCAAUUC
Molecule: messenger RNA, 2872 nt
Organism: Rubroshorea leprosula
Lineage: Eukaryota; Viridiplantae; Streptophyta; Magnoliopsida; Malvales; Dipterocarpaceae
Source: the annotation of a GenBank genome assembly